UGCUCAUCAUUCUCAAACUUUUUUUGUACUAGAUUUCUAAGCCGACAAAGAUGGGUGCAUUUCUGGAUAAGCCAAAGAUGGAGAAGCACAAUGCUCAUGGUGAAGGCAAUGGCCUAUGUUACGGCCUGAGCAGCAUGCAGGGCUGGCGUGUAGAGAUGGAGGAUGCACAUACUGCUAUUAUCGGCUUGCCCAACGGCUUGGACCCCUGGUCAUUCUUCGCUGUUUACGACGGGCAUGCAGGUUCACAGGUGGCACGUUACUGCUGCGAGCACCUCCUGGAGCACAUCACCAGCAACCCUGACUUCCUGGCUGGGGGCGGAGGAGGGGGUCCAGCCGUGGAGCCCAGCGUGGACAGCGUGAAAUCUGGAAUCCGGACUGGUUUCCUGCAGAUCGACGAUCACAUGCGGCAGAUCUCAGAGAAGAAACACGGUGGUGCCGACCGCAGCGGCUCAACCGCCGUUGGUGUGAUGAUCUCACCCCGCCACAUCUACUUUAUCAACUGCGGAGACUCGCGGGGUGUGCUGAGCCGUGGAGGGGCUGUGCACUUCUUCACACAGGACCACAAACCCAGCAACCCCUUGGAGAAGGAGAGGAUCCAGAACGCUGGAGGAUCUGUGAUGAUCCAGCGUGUCAAUGGGUCCCUGGCAGUGUCUAGGGCUCUGGGGGAUUUCGACUAUAAGUGUGUGCAUGGUAAGGGUCCCACGGAGCAGCUGGUGUCGCCGGAGCCUGAGGUGUAUGCUAUCGAGCGGUCGGAGGCAGAGGAUGAGUUUAUUGUUCUUGCUUGUGACGGGAUCUGGGAUGUGAUGGCCAAUGAGGAGCUGUGCGAUUUUGUUCGUUCAAGACUGGAGGUGACUGAUGAUUUGGAGAGGAUCUGCAAUGAAAUUGUGGAUACCUGUUUGUAUAAGGGAAGUCGUGACAACAUGAGUGUUGUGUUGGUGUGUUUCGUCAGUGCACCGAAGGUUUCCCCUGAAGCUGUCAAAAGGGAAGCAGAGCUUGAUAAAUACCUAGAGGGCCGAGUUGAAGAGAUCCUGAAGAGGCAGGGGGAUGAGGGUGUGCCCGACCUGUUACAUGUGAUGCGCACGUUAGCAUCUGAGAGCAUCCCCAACCUUCCACCUGGAGGAGAACUGGCCAGCAAGCGCAGUGUAAUUGAAGCAGUAUACAACAAACUUAACCCAUACAGGAACGAGGAUACACUUGGCGGGAUCUCACAAGCUGCUCUCCUCCUCUCUCCAUUCAAGGACUCUGCAUCCACGGAUGACAUGUGGUAGCCCUGCCCCUUUAAACACUGCACAGAGUUUACAACCUUCCAGAACCCUGCACAACAACCUUUCCUACAGGACCCGGCACCAGAACCCUGCACAAGAACCCUCAACUACUACAGGACCAUCACAAGAACCCUACCACAGCCCAGCUCAGCUGCUCUGGAUUGUUCGGAGGAAGAAGAGGAAGGGAAUGAGGGCUCCCUCCCCUUGUUCAUAUAACGUUCCCUCUCAGUGCUAGGCAAUGGUACCUUCUGGAAAUUUUCUGCAUACUCUUCUGUCCUGAAUCAAUCUUUUCCUCAAAUCCUUAUAUCUUUAACAUCACCCUCUUAAAAAAUCCAACACUGUUUUUUUUCCCAUUUAAUUUUUAUUUUUUUGGUGUAAUUUAAUUUGAUUCACAUUUCCUUGUGUGUUUGUAUAUUUCAGCUUUUAUUUCAGUGAAGUGCAAUUGUCUUGUACAAAGAAAAGCCUGUAUCAAAUACAGCUUGAUUUUGUAGUUUAUAGAAAAAAGACAAAAAUGGCACACCUUUAUGCCCUGCCUGCUUUAGUUUCCUCUCCAACAGCUGAAGCCCAACUGAUAUGCCUCCCUAUUUUCUUUCACUUCUUUCUUUUUUUUUUUUUUUUUUUUUUUUUUUUAAUUAAAUAUAACUUUUUGUAUUGUUACUUUUUAAGUGAAACGGGUAAAUGAUAUGGGCUCACAGUACAGUAAGCUUUUUCGUAAAUCUCACAGCACAGAUGACAGUAAUCGGUAUGUUCUCUCAGUACUACUGUUUUUCUUUUUAUGGUGGGGUGGGUAUUUUAUUUUUUAUUACUUUGUUUUAUUAUUUUACUUUUUUGAGGAAACCGCUUUAAUUUACUUAAUCUAAGCUGAAAUUGUGUGUGUGAAUGAGUGAGUCUUAUGAGAAAUCAAUGGUUUUGUGUGUGUGAAUGAGUCUUACCUGACGUGCUAACUCUGAUUAUCUCUCUUAUCAUCAACACUAGGACUAUUCUCUACAGUGUUCUGCACUACCGCAGCUCUUGGUUUUAUUUUAUUUUUUAAGAUUAAGUUGUUCUGGGAGCAUCUUAAAGGAUCUCCUGCACUUGCUGGAAAAAAAGGAAUUGUUAAGAAGCACUCAGAACUGGGACAGGCCCAAUUAAGUGCGUUUAUGUAUGUGCUUGGUUGUCAGUGCAUAUGGUCUGAAUGGGUGUGUGAGAUUGCAUGUUUGUU
This is a messenger RNA of Carassius carassius (crucian carp), 2466 nucleotides long. RefSeq names its product protein phosphatase 1A-like. Gene Ontology annotation, molecular function: protein serine/threonine phosphatase activity; manganese ion binding; magnesium ion binding. Gene Ontology annotation, biological process: negative regulation of canonical NF-kappaB signal transduction; protein dephosphorylation; positive regulation of canonical NF-kappaB signal transduction. The transcript has 5 exons. The record is from RefSeq and is a predicted model, not a curated record. Lineage: Eukaryota; Metazoa; Chordata; Actinopteri; Cypriniformes; Cyprinidae. Gene Ontology annotation, cellular component: nucleus; cytosol. Bases 51 to 1268 code for a protein of 405 amino acids.